GUAAUUACUAAAUGAGCUAAUUCGAAACAAAUUCUUAGACUUAAAUUCCUUAUCAAGAAAUGAUCAAACCGAAUUCAAAUCGAUAAUUAGGAACAUCCAAUCUAUCAAAUGGAUAAAAUUAAAAAAACAUAGAUCAAAAUGAGUAUGUCAAUUUAUAAUAAACCUUAGGUUUGCUCCAAGAAGAUCUUACCAAACAAAUAAGUAAAAUAUAUAUAAAAGCUAGUUAUGGAUAUUAAUAAAAUACUCCUUAAGUUUAACAAUAUCCCCAAUUAAAUUAUCCAGUUAUGGGAUAACAAACAAUGAAAGAAUAAGAACAUGAAGAAUAAAUAUAACGAUUAAUGAAGGAAAAUGAAACAUUAAGGUAUGUUUCAAACAGUAAUUAGAUAUUAGUGGAGAACCUUGGAGUAGGAAAAUUAAAAGUUGAAAAACGAUAAGUAUUAAAUAUUAGUAUAAUAGUAAUCAAUUAGUUAACAGAGACAAGAGUAAUUCAACAGAAAAUUUAGGAUUGCAGUAUGAUAUAUAUAGUAAUAUUCAAGGGAUUAGAUACUUUAAUUAAAAAAUGAAAAUAAAAGAUUAAUGAAUACAAUUUCAGAGGAUCAAUAUCAACUUGUAGAUUUAUAAAAAUUAAAAAAACAAGUAGAACUAAAUAAAGGACUCGAUAAUUAGAUAUCUGACUUAGAAUAGUAGCUACAAAUAGCUAAUAAACAAUUAUCAGAACAAAAAAGAUUAAAUUCUUUUUAAGAAAGUGAUAAUUAGACUUAGAGAGAAACAAUUGAAAAAUUAAAAGCAUAACUUAAAGAUGUUACAUAAAAUAAUGAAGCAUAAUGCUAAAAGAAUGAUGCACUAUUAAAUGAUAAUAGAAAGAUGAAAUAAGCAUUAGAUAUGAUCAAUAAGGAUUUAAAUAAAGAAUAAGAAUAAAAUCAAAUGUUAAUUUAAAAAAUCAAUCAAUUAAAUUAGGGAUCUAAAGAUUAGAUUAAUAACUUAUAAAAAAAUCUAACAAAUCUUAAUUUUUAGAAUGAUUAAAUGAAAAAUUAAAUUAUUUAACUUCAAUAAAAAGAAAAGGAAUUAUAAAAUGCCUAAAAUUAAAAUUUAUCAAAUGAAAGUAAAUUAAGACAAAUGCAAUAAUAAAUUUCUGAAUGUAAUUUAAAUUUAAACUUUAGAAUAAAGAUUGAUUGAGUAAUAUGCAAUGACUAUAUAAACAGGAAAGAAUGAAUAUUCAAAAUUAGCAGCUAAAAGUUAAUCAUAAGAAUAAGAGAUAUGGAAGUUGAAAGAAUAGAUAAAUUAAUUAAGCACACAAAACCAAAUGUUAUAAAACAAGUGUCAUUAACUUGAAAGAUCUAUUGAUGAUAGUUUAUCAAAAUCUCAAAUAUAAUCUGCUGAUUUAAAAGGUACUCUUGAUAAAUGGAAAAAUUAUGGAUUAUCCCUUGAAUAAGAAAUAAAAAAAAGAGAAAUGGCUUUACUUCAAUUAGAAAAUGAAUAUGUACAUAUGUAGAAUCAGCUAAAAGGUGCUUAAGAAAAUGAGGUUCAAUUAAGAAACGAAAGAGCAGUAACAUUAUCAAAAAUGAAAGAAAUGCAUGAUGAUUUACUUCUUUAUGAAAAAAAAUGUGAUUAAUAAGAGAGAGGUAAAAUUAUUAUUAUUUCUUUAGAUUUAUAACUCUUAAAGGAAUAAAAUAGGAAUGCCUUAUAAAAUUAAGAGAGAAUUGAAUAAGAUAAAUAACAAUUAAAUCUUGAAGUUAAAAAUUUAAUGGAUGAAUUACAUAGUACAUAAAAUUAAAAUGAUUUGAAAAUUAGAGAUUUUGAUGCUUUAUAAAUGAAACAUGAUUCUGACAAUAAUAUGAAAGAAAGAGAAAUGUAGAACUGUCAAUUAUAAAAUAGUAUGCUAUAAGAAAAAAAUAAAUAAUUAGAAAAUGAUUUGGCUAAAGAGAAAGUAUAAAUGAUUUCAAUUAAUUUAGGAAAAAUUAUUUAAGAUGGAAAAUAGAAUAAGAAAUUUAGAGAGUGAAAUGCAUAAUCUUUAAUUUAAGUAAACUCUAAAAUAACAAUAUUAAUGGAACUAAGAUGAACCGAAUAAUCAUAGCAAUUAAAUAGAAUAGACAGAAAAUAGCUAGAUUUAUUAAGGAAUUAAUGUGCCUUAUUUAAAUAAUUCAGGAUAUUUGAGUCCAUAAUAAAAUAAUUUUGAAGUGUAGAAAACUUAAUAACCUAAACCAACAGAAGUUUAAAAUACUCCAUCUUAAGUUAAUGAAUAACCAAAUCAUAGACGUACUAAUUCUUAGCAGUUAAUUAAAAGUAAAAAUUAUGAUUUAAGAUUCUAAUAUCAACCAUAAAAUUUAUAACACUGA
This is a messenger RNA of Paramecium sonneborni, 2336 nucleotides long. The record is from the annotation of a GenBank genome assembly. Lineage: Eukaryota; Ciliophora; Oligohymenophorea; Peniculida; Parameciidae.